AACAUGUUGAAUAAACACAGCAGAAAGAGUUUGAUUUACAGUUUUCCUUCACAUGACUUUCUACGCAUGCGUACUCAAUCGGUAGUAACUAGGAAUGUUCAAUAAUCUGGGAAGCGGCUCGCGCUCGACACCUCACAGCAAAACGAGAUCCGACUGUCGUGUGCUGUUCUUGACAGGAAGAAGCACGUCCAUCUGCACGAGCCACGUUCAGAAACUGAGGUAGCCAACCAGCCGUAAUGAACUUCUUCGGGUUCGGUCAGACUGCGGAGAUCGAUAUAGUUCUGAAUGACGCCGAGACGAGGAAGAAAGCAGAACACAACAGUGAAGACGGAAGGAAGGACAAAUAUUUCCUAUUCUACGACGGGGAGACAGUGUCGGGAAAAGUCAACGUCACGCUUAAGUACCCGGGGAAGAGGCUGGAGCACAAUGGCAUCAAAGUUGAGUUUGUCGGCCAGAUAGAGAUGUACUACGACAGAGGGAACCACCAUGAGUUUGUGUCUUUAGUGAAAGACUUGGCUCGGCCAGGAGAGCUGACGCAGUCUCAGACAUUUGACUUCGAGUUCACACAUGUGGAAAAACCGUACGAGUCAUACACUGGUCAGAACGUCAAGCUACGUUACUUCCUCAAGGUGACAAUAACCCGGAAGCUCAGCGACAUCACCAAGGAGCUGGACAUUGUGGUUCACACCCUGAGCACAUACCCUGACCUCAACUCCUCCAUCAAGAUGGAAGUGGGGAUCGAGGACUGUCUGCACAUAGAAUUUGAGUACAAUAAAUCCAAGUAUCACCUAAAAGAUGUGAUUGUUGGGAAGAUUUACUUCCUCCUGGUGAGGAUUAAGAUCAGGCAUAUGGAGAUCGACAUCAUCAGACGAGAGACCACCGGCACAGGAGCCAGCGUUUACAACGAGAAUGACACCAUAGCCAAGUACGAGAUUAUGGACGGAGCUCCGGUCAGAGGAGAAUCCAUUCCCAUCCGGCUGUUUCUGGCAAGCUACGAGUUGACGCCCACCAUGAAAGACGUCAACAAGAAGUUUUCAGUGCGAUACUUCCUCAACUUGGUUCUCAUAGACGAGGAGGACAGACGCUAUUUCAAACAACAGGAAAUCAUUUUGUGGAGGAAAGGUGACAUAGUGAAGAAGAGCAUGUCUCACCAGGCCAUCAUUGCUGCACAGCGCUUCGAGGGCUCCUCCAAUCCAGAGAGGUCCCACAGUCAGAGCGCUGAGGACGUCAAGAGCUAAACCCCAGCCAGUCGGACACUUCCACUUCCUGCUGUGUCUGAGUGAACACAGCUCAAAGGUGUCAGUCCGAGCAAGCGAGCAAGUUAGUUAGUUAAUUAAUCAAUUAAUUAAUUAAUUAAUUAAUCGGCGCCAGCAAGUUUCUGUCUUUCACUGUUCCACGUAAUCAGUCUGGAAGUGGUCUGUCUGCUUUAUCUCUGUGGCAUCUACGGCAGCAGUCGCUUAGAAGGACAUCUUCCAAAGGUGCACUUCAACCCGUCACUCACAGGUGCGCUUGGGAGAGCCUUGAAUGUUUAUACAUGGCUAGAAUAUUGCACUGUGAGGAAACUGUAGUCAUACAGUAGCUUUCUAAAGAGUGGCUAAACAAUAGCAUUUAUCACACAUCUGUGUGACACUUCACAGGAACCUAACAGUGUGAUAGGAACUCAUUAAUAUGAUUAUUUUGCUGCCAUCUUCUGCUCUUUUCUGCAAACUUUGCCUGUAUUUUGCAAACUUGGCUUGCUUCCAGAAUCCCAAACAGGAAGAAGCACACUUCAUUAACAUGACAAACAUUGAUUAUCAUUUGGAAGAUAUUUUCAUACAUUCCAAUGCUGUUGUGAACAUUAGGCAUGACUGUAAGGUACUUUUUUUGUUUUUAACCAACCUCUUACUUGUAAUACACAUUCAUCAAGCUGUUAUAAUGGAUUCUAUAACAAAUGGAGUUUUGGUAUGUUUAUAAUUUGGUUGGUACAGUCGCCAGUGACUUGUUUCGGAGUCCAGCUUUCUUGUUUUGCACUUUGACAUCCUUCUGUUUAGUUGUUUUCUGCUCUCUGUUCUGUUUGUGACAGAUGCAGUGGCAGGAGUUUAUGAGCACAAUUAAAAAUAUAACUUCUAAUUAUCAUAACUAGAGAUGCAUCAAUCAGAUGUUUUCUGGCCAUUAGUGGUUUUCUUUGACCUGCUGUUUUCUUAAGGAGUAUAACACAGACACAAGAGUUUUAAAGUCAAAUUGUCACGAACCUCCAUCUGAUUUUUAUUCAGCUAAAAGUAUGAAGUCCAGGCGGUUGAGUUCUUAGUUUUGAAGUGUUUCGUGAAUUGAAUUUGAGCAGAUUUUUUACGUCGACGCUCGUAAGCCAAUCAAUCAAGGGAAAAUUGUACUAUUCCGAACACGCGCCAAUAGAUUGGUGCAUCUCUAAUCAAUAACAUCUGGUCUCACUUCAAUCUAAUCACACAUAGACACUUGAUUAUGAUGCUUUUACUAUAACAUCAGCAGAAAAUGAAAGCUAAACAAGUAACAUUGGUGUCUCUUAUUUAGGACUUCUGUUUUCUUUCUGUUUUUAAUCUCACAAUGGACAGUUCACCAGCGGAACCUGAAGGUGAAAUUUGCCUUCGGCGUUGAUACGUGUGUGAUGACUUUGAAGUGACCUCUGCCUGUUGAUUGUUUGCAGGCUGAACUUUAGCCAGUUGUGUUUCUGUAUAGUUUAGUGCCAAUCAUCCAGAACACUCCCUGGGGUUCUCCUGUACCUUUCUUGAACUUGUUAAACUGCUUUGGAUCAUGGUUUUAAAUGUAAAAGAGAGGGGGGGGGACAGCUCUAUUUUAAUGAGCUCUUAGAUUCAAUAAAAAUUCCAAGAACUUUUUUCACUAA
Messenger RNA from Gambusia affinis (western mosquitofish), 2857 nucleotides. It is a transcript of the gene vps26bl, whose product is annotated as vacuolar protein sorting 26 homolog B, like. The transcript is spliced from 6 exons. The record is from RefSeq and is a predicted model, not a curated record. Bases 237 to 1238 code for a protein of 333 amino acids. Gene Ontology annotation, cellular component: endosome; retromer complex. Gene Ontology annotation, biological process: retrograde transport, endosome to Golgi; intracellular protein transport. Lineage: Eukaryota; Metazoa; Chordata; Actinopteri; Cyprinodontiformes; Poeciliidae.